AUGGCAAAAGUGAAGCACCCCAAGUUCAACAACCCUAUCGAGAAACAGUUCAACGCGAUCACUCGUUACCACUACUGCCUCUUCCUCCUAAUAUUCGCGAGCAAGGUGCCGAUCUUUUGGCACGUUCUGAACCUGAUAUUUUUGUCGCCGCCCAUCGAAUACUCGUGCAAUGGAAACUCGAGUAAUUUGUGUCCGUGCGACGCGCCUAUGUGGGACAGGAGCGUAUUUCGAGAGACGAUGCAAACGAAAUUCGGUAUUCACUGUGAAAAUUCCUGGUGGAUAAGUUUCUCGCAUAGCGUGAAUUUUGUCGGUCUCCUGCUUGGCGCGUUGUUGUUCGGCUUUAUGUCUGAUAAGUUUGGCCGUCUUUUAACCUUCAACGUAUGCUGUCUCAUACUAGCCAUAUCUGGAUGUCUCAUCAGCAUUAUGCCAACAAUCGCUUCCUUCACCUUCAUGCGCUGCCUCGAGGGUAUCGGUUGUGGUGGGGCAAUCAUUACCGCUUUCGUCCUCUGCAUCGAGUACUGCAACCUGAGGCACCGCGAAGUGAUCACAGCUCUCUUUCACAUACCCUCAAACAUCAGCCACAUUACUCUACCAGGGAUAUCUUACUUGUUCCGCCAUUGUGAUGACUUUCAGCUUGCUCUUUCCAUUCCUGUAUUCUUUUUUUUGAGUUCUUGGUGGUUGGUAAUGGAGUCCCCGAAAUGGUUGAUGGAUAAUGGGAAAGUAGAUGGAGCGGUCGCUGUGAUGGAAAGAUUUGGGAGGAUAAAUGGAAGGCCUUGCGAAAACAUACAAAACGAGAUCGAAGAAUACCUAUCUCACCGGAGUGAAAGGGCAAAGAAGAAAAUUAAAUUCUGGCACAUAUUCAGACACAAACAGCUCUCUUUAAACUUAGGCUGCAUGUCUGUUAUAUAUUUCCUCUGCGGCAUGGGCUAUUAUGGUGUCUCACAGUAUAUUGGAAAAAUGAGUGAGCUAUUCCCUACGUCGGUUAGAAACUCCGUAUUGGGUUUUCUAUCUGUCCUGUCUAGAGUAGGUCAGAUUUCAGCUCCUCUCAUAAAUUCACUAUCAGAAACAACAUCCGGACUUAUUUUUGGUGUUCUUGCGUUGUUAGGUACUGUUCUGUGUUAUUUUUUACCUGAAACUAAAAAUUCGGAACUACCGUCUUCGCUCGACGACACGAAUACGUUAACGAGAAGACGAACUAUUUUAAAAGAAGACAAUUCUGUUACUUUAGUAAGGAAUAUCUCAGUACCUCUUACACUAAUUGAUUAA
Messenger RNA from Leptosia nina, 1266 nucleotides. The record is from the annotation of a GenBank genome assembly. Lineage: Eukaryota; Metazoa; Arthropoda; Insecta; Lepidoptera; Pieridae.